Molecule: messenger RNA, 1164 nt
Organism: Zingiber officinale
Lineage: Eukaryota; Viridiplantae; Streptophyta; Magnoliopsida; Zingiberales; Zingiberaceae
Exons: 2
Coding region: 56-904 (282 amino acids)
Source: RefSeq, a predicted model, not a curated record
CAACGCCAACGCCAAGAAGUCCAUAGAACUAGCAUCUGCAAGGGAAGAAGAUUUCAUGGGGAUGGGUGUCGAUGCUUGGUCUCUUGAAGACGCCAUGGCCUCAGGUUUCGCUCCUGUUUGGGGUUUUCAUGAGAGCGUGGAGGAAUUAAAGCACAAGCUUCUAUGUGCUACCUUGGAACUGGAAUCACUCCGCACUAAUGCCAAGGAAGAGAUGAAAAAGAACGAGGAGAGCAUUAACCAGUUGUUGCAGCUGCUUCAAGUGAUCACUCACGAGCGAGAUGAGGCCAGAGAACAGCUACAGCUUUUGAUCACAAAGAUCACACAGCCAGAGAGCCCACCUAUGAGGCAGACGAGAGCCAGUUCCAGUAUCACUGAAUCUGACAGCCUUUCUGGCACCCCCAAGAAGGAUCCUUCUUAUGGCGGUUCUCCUCGGCAUUCUCUUUUCAAUGUGGCUGCUUCUCCAGAAUUACCAAGUAUGAAGUUGCAGUGCCAAGAACGUGAACAAGAUAUGGCUUCUGCCGUCAUCAAUGGCCUCGUUACUAAGCCGUUGCCACAGAAGGGGAAUCUGCUGCAAGCAGUUCUGGAAGCAGGCCCUCUGCUGCAGACUCUCCUCUUAGCAGGGCCACUCCCUCAGUGGCGUAAUCCUCCACCUCUGCACCAGUUUCAAGUUCCUCCAGUUUCUGCCAUUGCUCACAAUUCUUCAUCUCUCAGCCAAAAAGUUGUGACGAGUGCAAAUAAUUUGGCUCACAGUUCUCCUAACAUACUCGUUAGUGAGAAAUCUAAGGAAGAAUCAAAUACAUACUCCUCUGAUUUCCUGAAGGGACCAGUGAGUUUGACCUGCAUGAGAAGUUAUGACAACUUGAGCUUGAAAAGGCAGAAGACUCAAUCCACAGGGGGUGCCUGAUGAGAAAGAUAUGCUCUUUCCUAAUUUCCAACACACCCUUCUGGAUAGGAACAAUUAGAUUUAGUUAUACUUUACAUAUCUAUAGCUAAGUGCAGGAGUUUGUUUUAUUCUACUUUUUUUUUAAAUUUUUUUUUGGUGAAGAAUGCCUAGUUUAACUUUGAAUAAUCUUAGUUAGGUGCUAUAUUUUUGUAGAAGAUUGUGUAAUAUUUCAUUGUGCUAGCAGCAGGCAAAUCUAAAUGCAUAUUUAUCAUGUUUACUAA